AUGGGAGCCUGUGCCGCAGGCAACAGCAGCCUGAUGCAGGAGCACUGGGAUCUGAGCGAGGAGCGUUGUUCGGUGCUGUGCAUCCAGGCCGGGUCAGAAUGCCUCGCCUACGAAUACUCCCGCCUGGGUGGCCGGGGCCAGUACAGUAAAUGCGAGCUUCACAGCGAAGCCAUCCAAAGGACCGUCCCGUUACCGGGCGCAGUCGUCUGCCGAAUGAAGCCGGAAGCGUCGACGACAAGUUCUUGGGUGCCGGCACACCCGUCAGUAUUGUCAGUGCCGCCAGCACCGCCAUGGCUGCAACCACCAACUUCGCCGCCGGCCGUGAGGCUCAUCCUUGACACCGACAUGGGGUGUGGCGCUUGCCGCGACGUCGACGACGUCGUUGCCUUGUGCGCCCUCCAUGCGCUGGCGGACAACGGCGAGGUGGAGCUGCUCGCAGUUGUGCAGGACAGCGCGCCGCCCGCAGGAGCAGGCGUCAUCUCUGUGGUGAACCACUUCUACGGCCGCGACCACAUACCGAUUGGCGCGUACAAGGGGUCUGGGCUGACGCUGGCGGGAGAGCCUCCGCUCACGUUUGUCGACAGUGUCCUGAAAGCCUUCCCUUCGCCGAUCCGGAACGCCUCACAGGUGCCGGACGCCGUCGACGUGUACCGGCGCGUGCUCGCCGCCUCGCCGCCGCGUUCAGUCACAAUCGCGUCUGUCGGCUACGCUUUGGUGGCCGAAAAGGUGGCUCUCCUCUCAAUCAUGGCGGGAGACUACCCGACGAGCGGGCCUCGCUUCGCCGAGUGCAAUGCGUGCGGCUGUUUCAACGGCGCGGACGCCGUCUCCAGGGCGACCGCCGCAGCCGCGUCCUCUUUCGUCGCAGCAAACGUGCCGCCGUCCGUCCGUACCAUCUACCUCGGGUUCCGCGACGGGGACGUGGUGCGGACUGGCGCGGUGAUGGAGCUGUGCGCAGCGCCGGCCAACCCGCACGCCCUGAUGGACUUUCGCGACCGGGCGGGCUGGGGGUGGGGCCCGGGAGGCCGCUCCAGCUACGACCCGCUAGCCGCCCUCCUAGCGGUGCGCGGAGUCAGCCGCGAGGGCGUGGGCUUGAGCGAGUGCACGCAGUGCGACGGCGUCAACUCGAUCGACCCAAAGAGCGGCAAGAAUGAGUGGGUGGUGCAGCUGCGUUGGCGUCGUGAUAGCCUGAUGUUGGUGUAUGACGCAAAGAAAGUGCACGGCAACCACAGAUUCGUGCACUCGCCGACGGUGCUCAACAAUGGCGACGGCGUGGAUCAUAUCUUCACGUGUCACAACCAUAUACCUUGGACGUUCAGCGACUGGGUCUACUACAUCAACCGGCGGGAGGACCAAGAGGCCUUGACGACGGUGGCUAUGUAUCCGGGUGUUCGCUACCCGGGCCAGUUUGGCGUGUGGUGGGGUGACCUCGGUGACUGGCCGUGGCAGCACAACUAUUACUGGAAUGCGUGCGAGCCCGCCGUCCUCGCACGGACGAUAACGUAUAGACGGCAGACGUUCAACAAUAUCAUGUUCCACACGUCGAUGCCUGUUGAGAGGUUCAACUGCAUACGGUACCUUGUCGAUGGGCUGAAUGCGACUGCACCACCGAAUCGCACGUGCCUGGACGAAUCUGAGGCCAACGAAAUACAUGUUGUCUACUUCGAUGGGCUGCGCAACACAGAGACAUUAACGCCUCUACAGCACAAGUUCCUCAGAUUCUCCCCGACGGUGAAUAAGCCGCAGCCGCGCCCAUUUGAAUACGGUAUCGGGCAGCCCUCCAUCGCCACGUUUGGCACGAACGGGACGUGGUUGUUCCACACCUAUGGUGACAGCGAGGGUGUUUACACCCGGUGGAAUGUUCACUUCAGCCCGCUGCAUUUUGAUGACAACGGCGAGCCUCAUCUGCCACAACUCCGUGAGCUGAGCAAGCAGGGCAUCACAGACCUAUUUGGCCGCCCGGUGAAUUUGCUGUCCAACGUCGACGUCACGUACGAUGCGCACCGCGACAUGGUCUACAUGCUGACCGACUUGUAUCCUUUCCCCUUGAAUUCUCGGGUAAGUGGGGCAGCACAGAUCCUCAGCAUCUCGCGUCGUGGGUUGCUGGAUCAGUCGGAACCUUGGCGCCAAGUUGGAGUCAUCUAUGAGGACGAGGCCUAUCCAGCGCGGCUCGCCGCCGCCUAUGGAGUUGAACUGAGCAUGCCACACAACGCCAUCCACACCGGUUUGAAACGCCACCACAAUCCGUCCUUCGUCAAGGCUGGCGAUGGGAACCUGCUCGACCCUCAUCGGCUGCGGAUCUACUUUACGUCCGCCGAUGACACGCCUGCGUCGGAUUGUGCCGCCAGUCAUGGCGAAACGUGUGCGGAAUGGUCCUAUAAGCUGUGGGUGGUGGAGGCGGCCUUGCACUAA
Molecule: messenger RNA, 2409 nt
Organism: Emiliania huxleyi CCMP1516
Lineage: Eukaryota; Haptophyta; Isochrysidales; Noelaerhabdaceae
Exons: 4
Coding region: 1-2409 (802 amino acids)
Molecular function (GO): hydrolase activity, hydrolyzing N-glycosyl compounds
Source: RefSeq, a predicted model, not a curated record